AUGGCACAUUUACACACCUAUAAAUAUUGGUUUCAGUAUAUCAAGUUUUCUCACACAAUUAAAUACACAAUCAAUUAUACAGUUAUACAAAAACGACGUACUGAGAAUAUGGGCGGGUUUUUGAGGUUGCUUGCAACUGUUGUCCUUAUGUUGAUGCUCAUCUUUUCCAGCGAAAUGGUGGCUGAGGCAACAAGGAAGUGCGAGUCAAAGAGUCAACAGUUCAAAGGACUUUGCUUCAUUAAAGCCAAUUGCGCAGCGGUUUGCCGAACUGAGGGCUUUCACAGCGGCCACUGCCGAGGCUUCCGCCGCCGUUGUUAUUGCACUAAGCACUGCUGAUUCAAAAACUUUAAUAACUAUAAUAUAUCAAUUAUGUUUGGAAUAAUGACAAUUUACUACUUACUCCAUGCACUGAGUAAUGUAGUAAUUGAUUGGUGUGUUGUGAAUGGAUUUUGGUGCCAUUUUCUUUGCUCGGAAAUAAGGUGUGCUUUUUCGAACAAAGGGAAGAGUUGCAAUGAUUGUUGUUUGUGUGGUCUUUCGUUCAUUCUUCUCUGAUGUCAUCAUAAUUUUACCUGUUUCUAUUUUAACAAGAUUUUGAUAAAUGGAGGACAAAUUAGUAAUUCAUGUGAAAUUGGGCUGAAGGACAUAAUUGUUAUGUUCCUUUAAAGAGCUUCCAUUUUAACAAUUAGGGAAAUUUACAUAAGACACUAUAUGAGAGUUAUUUUCAAGUAAAUAUAUUUAUCAAGAAGGAUUUGAUGGA
Messenger RNA from Striga asiatica, 757 nucleotides. The record is from the annotation of a GenBank genome assembly. NCBI's taxonomy places the organism in Eukaryota, Viridiplantae, Streptophyta, Magnoliopsida, Lamiales, Orobanchaceae.